AUGCGUUCCGCCAUCUUCGCCGCCGCUUUCGCGACCACCGCCCUCGCGGCCAACACUGCCCGUGCCGCCAAGUGCAUGAGCGACUCCCAGGCCCAGCAUGUCGCGGACAACUUCAGGACCCUCAUCGCCGACUACAGCGACGACCUCGCCGACAAGACCAUGACCACCGACUUCACCGACUACUCCGCCGGCGUCAACACCCUGAUCAACAGCGGCUGCACCGGCCCGCAGGACCUCAACGGCCCGACCUUCUCCUCCCUCGAGGAGUUCAAGGCCGGCCAGGGCUCUCAGCCAGCCAUCCCCUUCGAGCAGCUCAACAUCUGGCACACGUGCGACACCGUCAUCAUCCGCUGGCGCUCCGAGGGCCCGGGCCAAGAGCCUGAGCCCGUGACCGGCAACAUUGUCAUCGAGGCCACCCCCAACAAGCCCAGGAAGGCCAAGUCCGAGCCGUGGUUGAUCCAGACCGUCUACUCUGAGUUCAACUCCGGCGCCUGGCUCGUCAACCUCGGCGUGUUCGAGCCAACCUGCCCUGCUCCCCCACCACCGGGCGUCAAGCGCUCCAUCGGCAUCUAA
This is a messenger RNA of Saxophila tyrrhenica, 573 nucleotides long. RefSeq lists its product as uncharacterized. The record is from RefSeq and is a predicted model, not a curated record. The transcript has 3 exons. The coding region runs from base 1 to 573 and encodes 190 amino acids. Lineage: Eukaryota; Fungi; Ascomycota; Dothideomycetes; Mycosphaerellales; Extremaceae.